Molecule: messenger RNA, 1087 nt
Organism: Populus euphratica (Euphrates poplar)
Lineage: Eukaryota; Viridiplantae; Streptophyta; Magnoliopsida; Malpighiales; Salicaceae
Exons: 2
Coding region: 24-827 (267 amino acids)
Source: RefSeq, a predicted model, not a curated record
AUGGUCGAGUUUCCCUUCCAGCUAUGCAACCAACUCCUCCAAUUCUUGAUUUUCUUCUUGAUCCCAGCAAUGGUUCUGCCUCAAAAAAAUUUCGGGAUAAUAUACGAGCUUAUAACUCUAUGUUUGCUUUCACAUCAAUGGGCGCAAAGAUUGAUACUUCUGUUAAUGAUCAACCAGCUCCAUAUGUGUUUAAGAUAAGUGGUCAUUGUCAUCAUUUAAUGGGCUCUCUCUUACCUGUAGAUGGAGAAUCUCCAAAGUUUGCACAGCUCUACGUGUUUGACACUGCUCACGAAGUUGCAAAUAGACUUUUACCAUUUACAAGAAACUCCAAAUCAUCAUCUUUAGAUGAGAACAUUGUUGUGGAUCUUUUAAGAAUGCUUGAUGAAACGAAUGAGCUUGCCAAAUUAUUUCGCAAAGCUAGAGACAAAACUCAAAAUAUUCAAUCUGUUGAUUAUAAACUUCGCUUACUUGGAAAGCGAAGCCAUGAUUCACGCCAAUAUGAUGAUCCUACAUCAAAUGACAUUGGUGGAUUAGUUGUUGGAGAUAUUGGAGAUUUUUUCUCGGAACGAGAUAUAAUUAUUGAAUGCUUCUCAGGUUCUUUAAAAAGGAUCUCAAAAUUACAUCCAAAAUUCAUGGCAUUACAGUAUCCCCUUUUGUUUCCUUAUGGUGAAGAUGGCUACUCCUGUAAUAUUAUGUUUGUUGAUCAUGGACUUGAAAAAACAAGGAAAAGGUCAAGAGUUCCGAUGCGAGCUUAUUAUGCUUACCUUAUCAAUGAAAGGCCUGGGUGCGAUAAUACCAUCAUUAAAGGAGGUCGUUUGUACCAAUAAUUCUUGGUCGAUGCAUUUGUUAAUGUUGAAGAAGAUCGUCUUGAUUAUAUCAGAGCUAAUAAAAAAGAUUUACGUACAGAAGUUUAUAAAGGUAUCCAUGAAGCUGUGUUUAAUGGGGAUGUUGAAGGUUUCUCAGCUGGGAAAAUCAUUGUUCCAUCUUCUUUAACUGGUAGCCACGUUAUAUGAUCAAUAAUUAUCAAGAUGCAAUGGCUAUAUGUAGAGCCUAUGGAAAUCCUGACCUAUUUAUUACAUUCACAUGU